GCCCAUUGGUUUUAUUGCGACACAUUCCAGAUUUCCAGUUCAACAUUGAACAACAAGAGUCAACAACAAUACGGCACCGGAUCUUAGAUAAACAAUCAUCAGUUUUCGUUUUCAUAAUAUUUCACUUUAUUUUUCUAUUUCUACCAGAACACAUUACUGCAGUGUAUYUCCGGCGGAGAUUUAAUGCUUCUGGUGACCACGACUGCAAUUCGGACUAAGAAGCGUCUUGUCGCCGGCAGGACAUCGACUGAAACAGCUGCUGUUACUUGUUUUCGGCGGUAGUGAAUACCUAACUUGUGUCGACAAAGACGACACGGCAGCGUCAAAGGAAACAACGGCGGAGRUUUCUGAUAAAGCGUUCACCGUCCUAGUGCCGCCGUCAGGAUAUUUGCCGAUUGUCGAUCACCACUGUCUGUUCCGUCGCCACUUUCGCGAAUCACGUUUCGCCCCUUAUCCUCUGCCGCCGUUACACCAUAUUUUAGGUCCAGCUACGGUCUUCUCCGACAUGUUCAAACAUGCGUUUCCGUCUUCCGAUGCAAUGGCCACCAACCAGGCGGCCGCUGCCACUGCCGGAUCCAUCCCGGCACCGCCGCCGCCGGUCAGCGUCCCGUUCGCACUGCAAUUCGGCCACCAACAGCCUCCCAGCUACUCAACUUUUACGCCAGACUACCAACAUUUCCCGUACACGUUCUCGUCGAUUACGCCACCCGCGUACAGCUGGGCCAACACCAACAGCACACAGGUCAUGAAGUGCGUAACCAUCACCACAACACACUUUGUUGUAGCAACGACAAGGCGUCAUAUAACUGCUGACUUUAUAUUUUUAUUAUAUUGUCAUUUCAGGUUCACWGGAUCAAGUAAUCCACAGCCUUUGGACACGUCCACAUUCCAUCUYAACAAUUUUGGGCCCGUACCAAAACGCAAAAUCGAUUUGGACGCCGAACUUCCACAGCCACCCAAAAUGCGCAUCACCGAAGAAAAAGUAUCUGCAAGUUUACGGGACAUGCAYAUUAGUAGUGAGUUCAAACCUCACAAUUACUGCGUCAGUAGUGCCGUCAGUGAAAUGGAUAUUGUGGAGAAUAUUCCUUGUCUCAUGGAGACUGUCAACAUUCCUGACACUGCCAAAACAGAUUCUCAGACCACAUUAGUCAUGUGUGAAGAAUUGCGUAAACUUCAUAAAAUUGAAUCAAUCAUACCUCAACCACUACUCAAAGUAGAAAGACCAAAUAAUGCAGUGGUUGUAUGGAAAAAAAAAUCUUUAAUAGAAUUAGUCCAUUCAUUAUCUCAAUAUCAGGAACCUAAAUCAACUGUUGUGAUAACCGAAAUCACUGAUGAAGAAGAAAAUGAAAUUAACAGCAGUGACACAAUGUGUGUUGAAGAAAAUAAUUGCAUCGCCUUUGAUGAUGUUAACAUGGAGUUGUAAUGGGACCUUGUUCUGGGUCUGACUCACGGUAGACGAGUUAACUUACUGCCAAAUAAAUAACAUUUGAAAAAAAAAACAAACAAUUAAUAUAAGUUUAAAUGUAUUAUUUUUUAAUUUUAAAUAGU
Messenger RNA from Diuraphis noxia (Russian wheat aphid), 1548 nucleotides. RefSeq lists its product as uncharacterized. Lineage: Eukaryota; Metazoa; Arthropoda; Insecta; Hemiptera; Aphididae. The record is from RefSeq and is a predicted model, not a curated record.